AUGGCAACUUCGCAAGGGCAGCAAGACCGGCAGCCGUCUGGCUUGCUCUUGAAUCUCAACUCCAACAAUCCUUUCCGCAAUCGCGCUGCAUCGCCCGCCGUUGCUGCUUCUCCCCCGCCGCCUGUCUCUCCUUUCGACGACCCCCCUCCGCGCCCGCUUUCGCGUAACCCUUUUCUCGACCCCGCCAUCACGAGCAGAGCCAGCUUUUCCAACAUGCGGUCAUCGUCGGAGCUUCCGCCUCUCGAGAAACGACCAUCGCUCACGGCUGAGGAGAUUUUUGGCUCUUUGAGUCUCGAGGACACGCCAGCGACUUCGAAAGCCCCGCCGCGUCCAGGCCCUCCGAACCCUUCUCAAGGUCCGCCUAAAGAUCGCCGACCCCCUCCUCCUCCUUUCCGCGAAGGCAUUCCUCCCCCUCCUCCCGGACGCCGUGGCCCUCCCCCGCCGAAUCAUCGCCCGACCCGAUCCCAGGAAGAGGCCCUUCGUGCUCGCAAAAUGCAAGGUGCGCCGGACAAACACGGGCACCCAGAACCUCCUCGUUCGCCUCAUAGGCGUCCAGAGCGGCCCGACCGACCUGAGCGGCGUCCACGCCGGAACUCGGAAUCAUCCAUUAUGGAUUCUAGCAGGACCAUGACCGAGGAGGAGAGGAGAGAGCGCGAGCGCCGGCGCGAGCGCGAGCGUAGGCACAAGGAGAUGAAGCCCAAGCCGAGCCGCAAGCUCGACAUUAUUGACCAGCUGGAUGCAACCAGCAUUUAUGGCACAGGAAUUUUCCACCACGACGGACCCUUCGAUGCCUUGAACCCUCACCGCAACCGGCAAGGCAGCCGGCGCGCUCCUAUGCAAGCUUUCCCUGAAGGCUCUUUGAACAACACCAUUGGUGGUCCCGGCCCUCUUAACUCGCGACCUGAUCAUUCGAACUUAUUUGGUCAUGGCGACGAGGAAGCAUUCUCAGAGUGGUCCAGCAGUGGCAAGGAUCGGAACGGUGAAUACUCCAGCAAGACUGAAGUGCCCGUGUUUGACCCUCUCAGCCGCGGUACCGUCCUUCACGGCGACGAAUCGCUCGGUCUCGGCACGUCGACCUUCUUGGAAGGCACGCCAGCUGCCCGUUCGGCGAUCGAGGAACGCGAAAAGGAACGCCAGGCGCAGUUGAUGAACGAGGGUCUCCAGCGCAAGAAGUCUCUUGCCCACCGUAUUCGCAAUAUUAAGGGAGGCAAUCGCGAACCGACCAGGUUCGGUUCUUCCGACUCGUACGUGCGUAAGCAAUCCGAGAGUGGUCCUUCGGGCAACAACCCUUUCUUCAACUCCGAGUAUAGAGGUGGCGAUGAGGGUUUCUCGGUGCGGAAGGCUGAGGCACCUGGUAGCCCCAAGGGUGGUAACAUCGGCGUGGCACUUGAACGCCGAGCCACCGCCGACGGUACGGUCACCGCCGGUAGCGAGGAGACCGCGCGUCCUAUUCCCCCUCCCCCGCCUUCGAAGCCUACCGGUCUGCUUGGUCGCAUGAAGAGUCUGAAGGGUCGGCGGAAGCCUCCUGCACCACCGGAUGCCGAUGCUGGGGCCAUGCCGGGCACAGCGAUUUAG
Molecule: messenger RNA, 1575 nt
Organism: Thermochaetoides thermophila DSM 1495
Lineage: Eukaryota; Fungi; Ascomycota; Sordariomycetes; Sordariales; Chaetomiaceae
Exons: 4
Coding region: 1-1575 (524 amino acids)
Cellular component (GO): cytoplasm
Source: RefSeq, a predicted model, not a curated record